This is a messenger RNA of Penaeus monodon (black tiger shrimp), 418 nucleotides long. Its product is annotated as Down syndrome cell adhesion molecule-like protein Dscam2. The record is from RefSeq and is a predicted model, not a curated record. The coding region runs from base 26 to 418 and encodes 130 amino acids. NCBI's taxonomy places the organism in Eukaryota, Metazoa, Arthropoda, Malacostraca, Decapoda, Penaeidae. The transcript is spliced from 3 exons.
UGAAUUUGGUUUCGCAGGAAGCCUGAUGAGUGCAAAUGGCAGUCUCUCCGGCACUGCGGGCGAGGAGGACCGAGGCCCAGUGUUUCUGCACGAGCCUCCAUCCCGACUCCACUUCUCCAACACAACUGGAGCCCUUUUACCUUGCUCUGCUCACGGCAAUCCACCACCACAAGUGGAAUGGCUGAACGGAGGAGAUGUAGUAACGGAGGUCUCUGAUGUGUGCAUCGUCCACAAAAACGGAUCACUACAGUUUUUGCCUUUCCCGCCCUACGCAUACACAGCUGGCGUUCACGCCGCCACCUACUCCUGUCGAGCUUCCUCGUCUGCUGGCACCAUCAUAUCUCGUCCAGUUCACGUCAGGGCUGCUAGAAACCCCUACCUUUCUACUGUGAAGGACACAGGAACAACUGCUGUCUAA